Messenger RNA from Pungitius pungitius (ninespine stickleback), 6914 nucleotides. RefSeq lists its product as uncharacterized. The transcript is spliced from 2 exons. The record is from RefSeq and is a predicted model, not a curated record. Lineage: Eukaryota; Metazoa; Chordata; Actinopteri; Perciformes; Gasterosteidae. Gene Ontology annotation, molecular function: zinc ion binding; nucleic acid binding. Bases 437 to 1474 code for a protein of 345 amino acids.
UAAAACGAUAUCACUGGUAUUGACAACCAUACGUGAGUUCUACUGAAUUACCUUUAGAACAAGACCGUGGCAAUAUCGUAGCGUGAGUUUUACGCUGGAAACAGGCAGAACGAUAUCACUGGUAUUGACAACCAAACGGGCAGGCGGUCCUCUCCUGAACACGUGUUAUCAAAUUCCUGCACCACCUCCAGUCCAACAACAAUCAUCACCACCACCGUACAACCCCAAUCCAACGGUUGGCAGACCUGUAACACGCAGUCAAACCCGGCUGGGAGACCAGGGAGGUGCAGACGUCAAAUCAUGCUCACCCCUCAACCCAUUCAAAGCUGACCCCACAGCCCAGUCCACCCCGGACUCUGCAUGGUCAAUCCACGACCCAUCCUCCUGGAGGGGCACAGCCGGAAGAAUUGUGGAUUUUCUUAGUCCUAACACCACCAUGGACAGUAAACUGGAUGGGUCUUAUAUUCAAGCCCCCAUGAUUCAAGUUCUACAGCCACAGGAUGGACUACCUGGGCUCGUAUUCAGGCCCUGGACCUCCGCGGACAUUCAACAAGCUGCCUCCCAUCUGCCCAACAUAAAAAAUGGCGUGGCUUUUGGAAAAGAGUUCCUGACGUUUUGCAAAGAAUUCAUGCCCACCGGAGCUGAGGUCCACCGCCUGCUGGUCAAACAUGUGGGCCCAAGUGACUUCAGCAAAAUCAGAGCAGUGGUCACUGGUGCCGGCUGCGACUCCCACCAAGUGCACCGCGACUGGAGCAAUGAGGCAAACCUCAACUACAGAACAUUCAUAACAGCCAUCUGUGAUGCUGUGGUUGCGGCCUUCCCAGCGGCUGUCAACAUGGCACUCAUCAACAGCACAAAACAAGGUAAAGCCGAAGAUGUGACAUUUUACUAUCAGCGUCUUGUGGCUGCUUUUCAGAUUCACAGCGGCCUCGAGGAGCCCACGGACCUAACCAACAUGACCGUGUGGGAAACACAUCUCAAGAACGCCUUCAUGAACGGGCUUCUGCCCGACGUCAAAACUGCCACAGAACACUCUGUCGUGGGUCUGGAAGAUGCAAGGCUCACAGAAGUGGUAAAACAUGCACGGCACAAUUAUAAAAUGUAUGUGGAAAAUCAAAUGUGUCAAGACAAACGCAGCAAGCAGACUGGGGAGAGAGCCCAACUCGCGAUGCUCCAAGCCGUAAAACAGAUGACACUGGGUGCAGAAGGAGGACGAGACACCCACCCAUCCGGAAAUUCUUAUGGGAGGGGCCAACAGAGAGGACGAGGCUGGGGAAUGGAUCGUGGAAGAAGAGGGCGUUUCCAAGGAGGAGCACCACGAGAUAUGCAGCCUGACGAAUGCUUCCUCUGUGGACAAACAGACCAUUGGUACAAAGACUGCCCCUACCGUUCUAACCAGGCACGUCAGCCACGUGGGCGACAGCGCCACCCCGGGACUGACAGAGGUGGUCAACAAUUCGGCACUUCAGACUGACGGUGUGUGUGUGAGGGAGAUUGCACGUGUGAAGGGAUGACGACUGCUGCCUCUCCAAAACAGGAAAGUAGAAGACAACACACACAAACACAAUGCUGCAAUGAAGAUCUGCUUCCUCGCACGCACACCCACAUAAACACACACACACAAUGCUGCAAUGAAGAUCUGCUUCCUCGCACGCACACUGCAGAACAACAUGCUGUUUUGCUCAGCAUCAUUUCUCACUUAGAGCAACAGCAACGGAAUACAUCCACACCACCACCACUCACGUAUGCUAUGUUUUCAUCAGAUGCAUACAAAGAUAUGCCAACUACAAAAGUAAUUGUGGAAGGGAAAGAAUUGACGUUUUUAGUAGACUCCGGGGCUACUCAUUCAGUAAUUAAAAAAAAAACAUUUUCCAAAUCAAAAAAUGAGUGGGCGGUAUGUAUAUUCUCAAGGGGCUUCAGGUUUGACUGUGACAGAAAAAUUUACUACACCUAUGACGAGUGUACACUCUGACGAGACUGACCUAAAACCUGACAUAAAAGUAAAACAUUCUUUUUUACUCUCUUCACUUUGUCCCGUAAAUCUGAUGGGCAGAGACUUGAUGUGUACCUAUGGUAUUUGUUUGACGUCAUCUCCAGACGGCCUUAAAGUGGUUAGGCGUAGAGCCGCACUCCAAAUGAUGCAAAAGGCUCCCUCUAAUCCUCUUUUUGUGUAUCAGUGGUGGAUCCCGAUCGAUGACGCUCGGAGGCUAAGCCAGGCUGGUGAAGCACGGGUUUCUCCUCAUGCAGACCGUAUGAACCCUGAACACCUGCAUUGCACAACAUAUGUGUCAGAGGGUCCAGACGACUCUUUUGAAGAGACAUUUUUUGAGACCCUCAGUGAUGCAAUUGCCUGUUCUACUUUGUACUGGUCAACUUGUAAAUCUGCUGUGUCUAUUUCUCUGUCUUCCACGCAGAAAGAGCUGUUUCAAGUUCCCGGCUCCUAUCCCCAUGUCUCACUGUCUAAAGGACGCCUUGACCAAUGGAGGGAUUUGGGACCAUUUGUGGCUCAGUGUGAAUCUCUCACUGACUGGGAGGAGACAAUCGAUCCGCUUGUUCUGCGCUCCGCAUCUACAGGGUUUCACAGAACUCACUGUGUACUUCUCACACCAGCUUGUCGAUCUGUCUAUGUGUUUUAUGAGCACAACGACAAAGUUGAAACAUUUUUAACAAAUCCCACAUCGAUUUCUCCCGCUCUUGCUUCUGUUCCACAGACACUCUGGGCGGCACACAAAUAUGACGUAGGCUUGAUCAACAACUGCCAACCGGUCGUCAUCACUCCACGUUCUGACUUCCGCCCCCACAAACACCAGUACCCCCUGCGACAAGAGGCCAUUGACGGUAUCACACCUGUAUUCAAUUCGCUCCUGGAGGCAGGAGUGAUAGUUCCAUGUCCAGACUCACCGGUCAGGACGCCAAUAUUUCCAGUAAAAAAAAUCAGAGAUGCUGGCAAGCCUACAGAAUGGCGUUUCGUGCAGGACCUAAAAGCAGUAAAUGCGGCUGUUCAUGCACGGGCACCAAAUGUUCCUAAUCCUUACACAAUCCUAGCUCAGAUUCCUCCUGAAGCUAAAUGGUUUUCUGUUGUUGACCUGUCAAAUGCCUUUUUCAGCGUGCCAGUCGACAAAGACAGUCAAUUUUGGUUUGCAUUCAACUUCAACGGUAAGCCAUACACCUUCACUCGUUUGUGUCAAGGCUAUACCGAAUCACCCACAAUCUACAAUGAUGCGCUCAGAGAAAGCUUGGAGAGCUUAACGCUCUCUCCCGGCUCUGCACUUCUGCAGUAUGUUGACGACUGUUUAAUUGCAGCUCCUACUCAGACGCAGUGUCAGACAGACACGCUUAAACUACUCAAACAUUUAGCGAAGGAAGGCCACAAGGCCAGCCUUUCUAAAUUGCAAUUUGUGUCUCAAAAUGUGCGUUUCCUAGGUCAUGACAUAUCUGGAGAAGGAAAAACCCUCUCCCCAAAAAGAAUCGCCGCGAUCGCAUCAAUACCGAAACCCAACACCAAAAAACAAAUGAUGUCCUUUUUGGGCAUGUGCUCAUACUGUCGAUCAUUUAUUCCAAACUACUCACAAAUGGAACAACCGUUAUCAAACCUAAUCCAUGGAAAAAAAUCUUACAGCACACGACAAAAUAAUCUGGACUGAAGAGGGUCUUGCGGCCUUCACACAAAUGAAAUGUGCUUUGCAAACUCCUCCGACUCUUGGACUGCCGAAUCCGAAUAAGCCAUUUACUCAGACAGUAGAUGAAAGACAGGGCUGCAUGACUUCUGUGCUGCUACAACCCCAUGGUGAUAAACUCCGCCCGGUUGCGUAUUUCUCCGCAAAACUCGACCCUGUCGCUGCAGGACUGCCACAAUGUUUGCGCGCUGUGGCCGCGGCUGAAAGAGCGCUCACUGCCUCACGUGACAUAGUGGGUUACGCACCACUCACUCUGCUCGUUCCGCACGCGGUUUCUUUGAUUCUCCUCGAACAGAAAUCCUCUCACCUUUCUGCGGCUCGCUAUUUACGGUACCACACAUGUCUCCUCGACAUGCCGAAUGUCACAAUAAAACGUUGUACUAACCUUAACCCUGCAUCCUUACUUCCUAUUCCUGGGGAUGGGGAGGACCACAACUGUUUGGCUGAGCUCCAAGCUCAGUGCACUCCUCGUCCUGACCUAGUGGACACUCCACUAACUAACAGCGACAUGGUAAUGUAUGUGGAUGGAUCCGCCUCUCGCGAUCCUCAGUCUGGUGAAAAUUGUGUUGGUUUUGCUGUUGUUUCUGACUCUGGUGUGCUGUGUUCAGGUCCUCUGCCAUGUCACCUCUCAGCCCAGGCAGCUGAGCUCAUCGCUCUGACCGAAGCCUGUAAACUGGCUAAGGGUAAAACAGUCACAGUUCACACUGACUCUCGCUAUGCGUUUGGUGUAGUACAUGAUUUUGGGGCACUGUGGAGACACAGGAAUUUCCUUAAAUCGGACGGUAAGCCCAUCCUACAUCACACUCUCAUUGCUGAACUGUUGGAAUCCAUCUUGCUACCCACAGCUAUUGCUGUCUGUAAAUGUGCAGCCCACACGUCUAAUACAGAUGAUGUAUCACGGGGAAAUGCUCGAGCAGACUCGGCUGCAAAAGCUGCUGCUCUGCGCUCGCUCCCAGCUUCCGCUGUUUUCAUGUGCUCUGAGGUGUCAGUUCCCUCCUCUCUUACAGCGAUGCAGUCACUCUCCACCCCUGAUGAAAGACGGCUUUGGUCCAUAUCUGGCUGUAUUUACACCAACGGCCUCUGGACUGGACCCGAGGGCAAGCCGUGUUUACCUAAACAUUAUUUUGCCCAUUAUGCUAAGUUGACUCAUGGGUUAGACCAUGUGUCAAAAGGUGGAAUGUUACGUGCACUUAAUGAGACGUGGUUUACAAAAGGGUUCACAGCAUAUGCACAAAAAUUUUGUUCUGCAUGUGUCACCUGUUCUACUCACAAUGUAGGCAGGCCCGUGGGCGUGUCCAGCCAGGCUGCACACCCACCACCAACCCGCCCUUUUGAGCACAUUAUGAUGGAUUUUGUGGAGUUAUCUCCAUCUGAAGGUAAGAAACACUGUCUGGUGAUGGUAGACAUGUUUUCCAAGUGGGUUGAGGUUUUUCCAUCAAGCAAACAAACCGCUGCAACAGUGGCCAAGGCCCUGAUUUCUGAAAUCAUUCCUCGAUGGGGCAUUCCGGCUAAAAUAUCAAGCGACAAUGGUUCUCAUUUUGUCAACGAGGCCAUUACAGAAUUAAGUGCAUACCUAGGUAUUGAUUUAAAAACACACUGCGCAUACCAUCCAGCCAGUGGAGGGGCUGUGGAACGAGAAAAUGGCACACUCAAAACCAAAUUGGCAAAGUGCUGUGCAGACACAGGUCUGCCCUGGACAAAAGCCCUGCCUCUAGUGUUGAUGUACAUGCGUAUGAGAAAACGAACACGAAGCAACCUGAGUCCCUUCGAGAUAUUGUUUGGUUUUCCUCCUCACGUAGGAACCGAGGCACCGACGGCACCACUCCCUUCAACCGCGCUAUGUGAACAUGAAAUGUUAACAUAUUGUGCACAACUCUCUUCUGCUCUGUCUAACAUACGACAACAGGUUGCAGCCGCCCUCCCGAAACCAGCUGAAGGACCACUCCACAAACUGAAACCUGGUGACUUUGUGGUGGUGAAAGACUUCAGAAGAAAGAACUGGAAAGCACGACGCUGGCAGGGACCGUUCCAGAUUCUCCUUGUCACCCAAACAGCUGUCAAAGUAGCUGAAAGGGCAACUUGGAUCCACGCAUCCCAUUGCAAGAAGGUUCCAGAUCCAGUACCAGCAGUGGGCUCAAGCGACCCUACCCCCACAACAAGUGUCAAUCAACCGACACCACCGUUGCAGUGACCACGGACGGGUUCACAACGGGCAGUUGACCGACAGACACACAGUGCAUUGUGAUCUGUGUUGACUGUCUACAACGCGGAUGCCUCACAAGAAAGAAGGUUGGCAGACUCCACAUCCCAACGUGUACCUACGGACCAACACAAGAAGAAGAACACGACCAGGACCCCUCCACAUAGACACAGUAGUCGUUUGUGUCACUACGGUUUCAUUCGUAUUAUUGCUUGCUUCAGUCUCAUUGUAUCUUAGCAUCUUUUUGUGAUUUGUAAUCAGCUAUCUAAAGAGUGGUUCUCCUUAUCAUGGAACGGCAACGGCCAUGGAGCCCCCUUAGACGACUGGGGGGAACUCGUGUAACCAUGUGUUUAUUUGCAAGUGUCACUUUGUUUGUGUUAAUUCCAUAUUCUGGACAUGACUCUGACAAUGACCCCAACAGUGACUCUGACUCCCUGGUCGACCUCAACACUUACGACCUCGAUACAUACGCAUAGUGACAUUUUUAUAUUCUCAUGUUUCUGUGUUCAUUCCUUUUGUUUCAUAUUUGCUUGCUAAACGACCUGAGACUUGGUCUCACAAAAACAUAUUUUUGCAAUAUUAUGUGUGAUUAAAGAAUAAUCAAAAGAGUGGAAUGUAAUGGUAAAAUAUGUUAUAACAUAAUCUUAUGCCAAAAGAUUGAUUAUUGUCUGUAAUGAAGCAAUGUGAGAAGAAAAGGGAGACCCAAAAGUUGCCUUUUGCAGCUAUGUGAAGGAGGAUAGUCAAACUGGCCUUCACCCGAAUGCUCGAACAAAGGAACCCUGUUACUCCCAUCUUUGCCUUGAUUCUUUUCCUGCUUGAUUUGUAACUUUUCAUUUGUGUUAUCUCACAGGUGGUUUAGAGUUUCAGGCUUUAGUAGCUCUCGUGUCUGCAUACCACUAGAAAUGACCUUCAUGUGUGUGUAUAAGAACUCAGCAUUUUCACUGCUCGGAGACGCCAUCUCCACAGAGCACCGUGAUACGUGCCUGUGUAGUUGACCUCCUGCUUGCAAGCAAUAAAUGGACUUUCUGCAACUUUGA